AACAAAACAUAUUUUACCGGUUGUUGUUAAGUUUAGUGAUUGAUGAUCAAAAAAGAAGAAGAUAUUAUUAAAUAAUUUAUGUAAACAUUUGGCAAACAUGUUGAGAAUUAUAAGAUUUCCAACUAUUUCUCGUUUUUAUUCAAUUAAACAUGAGGCCAAGGAACCAAUCAAAUAUACUACAACAAUUAAUUUGCCAAAAACAAAAUUUCCAGCACGUCUUAGCGCUGUAAAACGUCAGGAACUUGAAAAUAAACUGAUUUCUACAACAUUCGCUCAAACAUAUCAAUACCAGGAUGAGAAUCUUAAGGAACCAUCAUAUAUAUUGCACGAUGGUCCUCCGUAUGCAAAUGGUGACUUACACAUGGGUCAUGCUGUUAAUAAGAUUCUUAAGGAUAUUACAAUUAGACAUCAUGUGGUAAAAGGACAAAAGAUUCAUUAUGUUCCUGGUUGGGAUUGCCAUGGACUGCCAAUAGAACUUAAGGCUUUGGCCUCCACUGACGGCAAGAACAAUGAGAAAUCACCAAAUAUAAUAAGAUCGAAAUCAAGACAAUUUGCCUUGGAUGCUAUUGCCCGACAGAAGGAAGAAUUUCGUUCAUGGGGCAUUUUGUCUGAUUGGCAAAGGAGCGACCGGCUUUAUUUUACUUUUAAUCCAGAUUUUAUAUGCAAUCAAUUGCAUUUGUUUUUAGAUUUUUACAAAAAAGGUUUAGUAUAUCGUGAUUUGAAACCAGUGUAUUGGUCACCUUCAUCUAGAACUGCCUUAGCGGAAGCUGAACUUGAAUACGACCCAAAUUUUGUUAGUCCGUCGGUUUAUGUUCGUUUUGAAUUGAAAUCUUUACCUCCAUCCAUUAAACUUGUGGAGCAGCAAAAGCUGUUUGCUUUAAUAUGGACAACAACACCAUGGACAUUGCCAAGUAAUCAGGCAAUUUGUUUUAAUCCCAAUUUAGAAUAUGCUAUCGUUGAGUUAAAAACUGACACAAAAAACUUUGUGUCCACGGAUCUUUAUUUAAUUGCUACAAAUUUAAUUGUGGAUUUUGUAAAAAGCACAAAAAUUGAAUGCACAGUGAAGGAAACUAUAAAAGGAACUGAUUUGAUUCACUGUACUUAUCAGCAUCCUAUUUACGAAAAUGAAGAUUCAUUGCCUUUUCUUGAUGCUUCUCACGUACAAGACACUAAGGGCACAGGCCUAGUUCAUACUGCACCAGCUCAUGGUCCCGAUGAUUUUCUAAUAUGUUUAUCUAAAAAAAUUCCUGUGAAAUCUUUAGUAAACGAAGAAGGUAUUUACAACUCCGAUGCACCCAGUUAUUUAAAGGGAAAAAAUGUGCUUAAAGAAGGAAAUAAUUUGGUCUUGAAUAAUAUAAAAGAUGAUGUCCUAUUUUCGGAUACCUUUACUCAUAGUUAUCCGCUAGAUUGGCGUACUAAAGAACCGGUUAUAAUCAGAGCUAGUGAGCAAUGGUUUAUAAAUACAUCGGAGCUUAAGGAAAAGGCUGUUAAAGAGAUUGAAAAAAUUGAAAUAUAUCCUCGUGUUAAUGCCGAAGCGAGUAAAAAUGCUUUAAGGACACAAGUUAUGAAACGUCCUUAUUGGUGUAUAUCAAGACAAAGAUCCUGGGGUGUACCAAUACCAGUAUUUUACCAUAAAAAGACGGGAAAAGUGAUAUGUGAUGAAACAAUUUUGAGCCAUAUUUGUAAUUUGGUUACCAAAGAAGGUAAUAUAGAUUUUUGGUGGUCAAUGUCUGUGGAAGAACUUUUACCUUGUGAUCGUUUAAAAAAUUUAAAUAUAAACAUUAGUGAGGUGGACAAAGGUAUGGAUAUCUUCGAUAUUUGGUUUGAUUCCGGUAGUACGUGGUCCCACGUCUUAAAAGACCAACAAAUUGCAGAUUUGUAUUUAGAAGGAUAUGAUCAAUUUACUGGUUGGUUUCAAUCUUCCCUACUAACUAGUGUUGGUGCUAGAGACUGUUCACCAUAUAAGGCACUUUUUGUACAUGGGUUCACAGUAGAUGAAAAAGGUCACAAAAUGUCAAAAUCUCUAGGGAAUGUUAUUUCACCUACAGAUAUUCGGAAAACCUAUGGUGUUGAUGUUUUAAGAUGGUGGGUGGCCUCGCAUGGUACACAACAUAUGGCCAUUACAGUCAGCGAUAAAUUGCUGCAACAAUCUGCAGAAAACCUUAGUAAAAUUCGGUCUACUUUACGCUAUCUAAAUGGUGCAAUUGGUGAACGUACCAAUAACAGGUAUAGCAAAGCUACUGACAAACAAAUCUAUCUAAACCGUUAUUUACUAAAUAAAUUAUACGAUUUUGAAAAAGAGAUUUUUACGUUGUAUGAUUGUUAUGAAUAUAAUCGCGUUGUGGCGAGUGUACAAAAUUUCGUUACUAAUCAAAUAUCUGCCAUAUACGUUCAUUUGAUCAAAGACCGUUUGUACUGUGGUACACCAGCUGAAAUUGCAGACAUACGUGAUACGUUAGAGAAAUGCUACACUGUGUUGAGCAAAGCAUUGUGGCCCAUAGCACCAUUUUUAGUGGAGGAAAGUUGGAGUUAUUAUGAUCCCACAACGCCUUUCUAUCAGCAGCAAAUUACAACUGAUAGCAGUUGGAAAACCCCAUUAGUAGAAGAUGUAGUCGAUACUGCCUUACAUGUAAAACGUUUGAUAAAUCAAAAAGCUAGUGAGAAAAAUUCCUGGCUUUUGAAUGUCACAGUUAAAUGCAAUGAAAAUAACGUUGAACUAUUAAAACAUUUGCAGCCAAUAACUGAACAACCCACAAUUGAUUCUGAAUUAUGUGAAAUAUUACAAGUUGGUUCAGCAACUCUACGAAAAAGUAAGGACGUUACAUCUGAGUUUGUGGUAGAUAUCGAUAAAAUUGAAGCUACAUUAUGUCCCCGUUGUCGACGUCAUGCCGUUUUACAAGAAGGCACCAUUUGUCAUCGUUGCAAUAAAGUUUUAGAGUUACAAAUAUAAAUUGUUGAUUAUUUAUUAAAAAAAGAUAAAUUAAUUGUUGUACUUGUCAUAAUUAAUGGAAGUUGUUAAAAUUAAAAGCUUUGUAAGCAUUUUAACAGA
Lucilia cuprina (Australian sheep blowfly) is the source of this 3049-nucleotide messenger RNA. It is a transcript of the gene IleRS-m, whose product is annotated as isoleucine--tRNA ligase, mitochondrial. Gene Ontology annotation, molecular function: ATP binding; tRNA binding; aminoacyl-tRNA deacylase activity. Lineage: Eukaryota; Metazoa; Arthropoda; Insecta; Diptera; Calliphoridae. The transcript has 13 exons. Bases 98 to 2950 code for a protein of 950 amino acids. The record is from RefSeq and is a predicted model, not a curated record. Gene Ontology annotation, cellular component: cytosol. Gene Ontology annotation, biological process: isoleucyl-tRNA aminoacylation.